This is a messenger RNA of Coffea eugenioides, 988 nucleotides long. Its product is annotated as cyclin-J18-like. Lineage: Eukaryota; Viridiplantae; Streptophyta; Magnoliopsida; Gentianales; Rubiaceae. The coding region runs from base 1 to 717 and encodes 238 amino acids. The transcript is spliced from 9 exons. The record is from RefSeq and is a predicted model, not a curated record.
AUGAAGAACAGCAGCAGAGAGCUUUGCUCAUGUACCAGGCCCCGAGUAUUGGAAUUUCUCAUCCAUUGCGCUCAGGAACUGGAUGUUUCUCCAAUGGUGAAAUACUCUGCCCUUACUCUGUUCGCCGAGCGCUUUUACCCAUCUCUCUCCAGAUUCCAAGACGACAGGAUCAAAGAAAACUGGCUUUUACAUCCCAUGACAGAAAGUAACCUACAGCUGUUUGCACUUACUUCAUUAUGGAUCUCAAGCAAAAUGCAUGAUUCCCCUCCGCUGUCUGUCAAAUGUUUGAAGAGUUUAGGAGACAAGUUUAUUAAAGAUCAGCAUUUCACUGCAAGAGAUCUCCUGGAAGCAGAGAUGGUGUUAAUGCAGGUAUUGGAGUUCAAGAUUGGCACAUUCAACAUUGCUUUUACACAUCUGGAAGAACUUCUCAUUCAAUUGAAAGGAGUUGCUCAAAUUGGAGAAUAUGUAAAGCUUGGAGAUUGCUUAGAUAUUAUGGAUAUACUUUACGAGAAGGAGGAGACGAUGGUUCUUUACAAUUCUCCCUGUUCUCUUGCUGCAUCUGUAUUGGUUGUUGCUUAUGUGAUCAUGGUUCCAAAACAAAGGUGGGAGUUUCCUAUACUUCCUUGGGUGAAGUUUGUGACUUUGUGCGAAGAAGAGGACAUCUUAAAUUCUGUUAGAAACAUUCUGAGGCAAAUACUUGAACCUCAAGCAAUGUGAGUUGUACCAACUGCCAACCACUGUAACAUGGCUGCUUCGUACUGCAAAAGAGGGGAAAACUUUUCCCCUCCUUGGAUGCUGCAGUUAAUAGGUAUUAUCGGUGUCCUUUACAAAAAGGAUUGAUUUCAUGCCACACAUUUAUUCUUUUAUGUUGAAAAGCUAGAGAAAUUAAGGCCCAGCAUUUACAGUUUGUCUUGAAAGUACCUGACUUAAUGAUCUUUGAGGUCCACAAGGAGGACCAUGGCAUAGCCUAAGCUUAUCUCAUUGAUAA